GUAGAGUAUCUGAGUAAUCGUUAAAAUUACAUUUUUAUUUCAUCAUCAUCAAAAAUAGAAAAACAAGAAUUUUGUCCAAGAAACCCAGAAAUAUAUGUGUCAUUCUGGAGGAGUCAGGUGUGUGGUUGACUUUCGGGAGCUCUGGUCAGCAGGUGUUGUAACACCAGAGCAGUUUGCCAGUCCAGUCAUCAAGGGUUGUAGACAAUAGAUGGAUCAUUCUUAUUGUAGACAAUGACCAGAAAUGUCAUCCUUUAUGAUUAUGUCAGAGAUAAUGGGCAAGACGAAUCAGAAAAUAUAAUGUUUAAUAAGAUAAAACUUAAAAUUGGAUGUCUGAUUUCCUCACAAAAGUGGGAUUUUAAAUCUGGAUGGAUCGUUUGUGUUCUGCAAUGUAAAAUAAACAAAACCUUUUCCCUUGUAGCUAUAUAGUUUAUAUACAUAAAUAUACAAAACACAAUGUAUAAAUUGUAUUGUUUUUGCCUCAUGGAGCACAUCGUAGUGUGCGCGGUCUGUCUUCAGUGAGAAAGGACAGACAGGGGACAAUGAGGACACAGGACGACCAGUGUCUGUGUCUCAGCUUUUUGAAAGAGGUCUGUCUCCUGAGCUCACCAUUCUCCCAUCAUCCAUUGCGAGUCAGGAAGCGUCCCCUGCUUUUGGCGCGGUCUUGAUAGCGGCGUCGGCCAUCUUGGAAUCACAACCCUGCUUCAUGCAACUGUCCGAGGCGUUGCAUGGUCCUGCGACUCAUUGAAAGACACCGUAUCGUCAUUUCGGGAGAUACGCCGUUUGUUUGUUCUCAUUCAACGAAAACAGCGGAUAAGCUUGUUUUCUAUUUUCGCUUUUAGCGGUGAAGCAAACUCCGGAUCAUCGAAAGAACCAUUAUGGCGACUGCAACUCCAAGUCGUGAAGCUGGCCGGCCGGCGGCCUCUACUCCUCUCUCCCCGACCCGGAUCUCUCGAUUGCAGGAGAAACAGGACCUGCAGCACCUGAACGACAGACUCGCCGUCUACAUCGACCGUGUCCGGUCCUUGGAGCUGGAGAAUGACCGACUGAUCGUCAAAGUGUCCGAGAAAGAGGAGGUGUCUACUCGAGAGGUUACAGGCCUGAAGGCUUUGUAUGAGGCAGAGUUAGCUGAUGCUCGACGUGUUCUCGACGACACUGCUAAAGAGAGAGCCAGGCUCCAAAUAGACCUGGGCAAGGCUCAGGCUGACCUUGAAGAAGCCACGCGCAGUGGCAAGAAGAAGGAUGGUGAUCUUGCUGCAGCAAUGUCCAGGGCCAGUGGUUUGGAAGGCCAGCUUCACAAGAGUGAAGCAGCCCUCUCUACAGCUGUAAGCCAGAAUGCAGCUCUGACUUCUGAGCUGGCUGAUGUCAAGAGCCUGCUGGCUAAGGCAGAGGACAGCCAUGCUGUUGCUAAGCGCCAGCUGGAGGCAGAGACACUGAUGCGUGUAGACUCGGAGAACCGUUGUCAAUCACUGAGUGAGGAGCUGGAGUUCAGGAAGAGCAUGUUUGAAGAGGAGGUGCGUGAAUCACGGCGUCGGCAGGAGCAGAGAAUCGUGGAGGUGGAUUCUGGAGUCAGACAGGACUAUGAGUUCAAACUGGCACAAGCUUUACAGGACCUAAGGAAACAACAUGAUGAACAAGUUUCUCUCUAUAAGGAAGAACUGGAGCAAACAUUCCAGGCCAAGUUGGAUAAUGCCAAAGUGUCCUCAGAGAUGAAUGACAAGGCAGUGAGCACAGCCAGGGAGGAGGUGCAGGAGUCCCGUGUGAGAAUAGAGAGCCUUGGAUAUCAGCUGAACGCCCUGCAGAAACAGGUGGCUGCCUCAGAGGAUCGUAUCAGAGAGCUGGAAGAAAUUCUGUCAACAGAGCGGGACAAGCACCGUUAUGCCAUUGAAACAAAAGAACAGGAGAUGAGUGAACUGAGGGAGAGGAUGAACGCUCAGCUCAGUGAAUAUCAGGAGCUGCUGGAUGUGAAGCUUGCUCUUGAUAUGGAGAUCAAUGCAUACAGGAAACUGCUGGAGGGAGAGGAGCACAGACUGAAGCUGUCCCCCAGCCCAUCAGCUCGAGUCACUGUUUCCAGGUUAACAGGAUCUUCCUCCUCGCGCUCCUCCAAGAGGAAGAGAGGGGAUGCUAAGGAAGUGCCCGAUAUGGCAAGAGGAGAGGAGCAGCUGCUAGUGUCGGAAGAGGCCACAGCUAGUGGAGCGGUCACCAUAUCACCCACAGACAUGGAUGGAAAUGCAGUCACACUGACUAAUGAUACUGAGCAGGACCAGCCUUUGGGCAACUGGAGGUUGAAGAGACAGGUUGAUGAUGGGGAGGAGAUAGUCUACAAGUUCUCCCCAAAGUUUAUCCUAAAGGCUGGGCAGUCAGUCACGGUAUGGUCUGCUGAUGCUGGCGUAGCCCACAGUCCACCAUCUGACUUGCUGUGGAAGAGCCAGGCUUCCUGGGGCACAGGAGAUGACAUAUUGACUUCUUUGAUCAACGGUGAUGGCGAGGAGGUGGCCAGAAGGAGUGUAACCAAGACUCAGCUGGAUGUAGAGAACGGAGAGGAAGAGGAGGAAGAAGCACAGACUGGCAAGGUGUCAUCCAGAGAGUGUGCCAUCAUGUGAAGCCUUUCUGCUCUGCCGAUGGCUUUGACUCCCCACUCUAUCAGAUAUGAUCCUGUCUAUUGCUUCAUCAUUUGGUGUUUUUAUUGUCUAAGACAAUGUUAGAACUGUUUGGACAAAUAGGCUCCCCUUUUACUGCUCUCUAUAUAUUUGGGCCUGCUUUAACAUGAAUAAUUUCCCUAAAUGUUACUUCACAAUGCCAUCAUGUGUGCGUCAAGCAAAGAUGACAGAUCCAUUCUGUCAGGCUGUAGUGUUACAGCCGAAUAUUCACACUCCUGCUAUUAGUUAUCUACAUGCUCUGAUUAUUUUCAUUCAUCAUUGCAAACAUUUCAGUUUGCGUUAUGAUUUAGAUCAACUAAAGAGAACAUUUUGUUGUUAAGAUAAGGACCUCCUAUCUAUAGCCAUAAAGAUAGAAUGAAUGAAUAACUUAAGUGUUAAACAUGUGAUGAGAAUGUCUUCUCCCUCCAAAAUCAAGACAUUUUUUUUUUUACACAAGGUCUUGCGUUGUUUCCGAUCUAUGGCGUGUAUGUGUGGUUACCCAGAUACACUUCUCUCUGCACAUUUUACUUGCAUCUUAUCAUUCCCCCCUCUUUGAAGAUAAAUAGAAAUACAGUUGUAAUUGGGCAUGCAUUCAUUCAUUUAUCAAAGCCUGUUAAAAUUUGGCUUUCAUUUGUAAUUGUGCUAAAAACAUAAUUCCCCCUGAAGAAAACGUAGCGUGUGUUUGACUGCAGUAGAAGACCACUAAGAAUACAUAAUCCAAAUCUUUGUCAUUACAUGACCUGCUCUCAGAAUCCUGAUCACAUUCCUGAAGCAGGUCCCACUCCAGCCAUCUCUGUCUCCUGUUCCUUCACUCUGCUUUACCUCUGGAAAGAAAGCAGUGGAACUUGAUUGUUCAUCUGAUCGGCCUUACUUGGCAGAACUGAAUGAAACUAGAGACAACCAUCUGAAACUUAAUGGAACGGUUUGGAGUCAUGUGAUAUCUAAGAUUUGAACUGUUGCUUUUAGCUGGAAGGGCCCCCUACUGCACGGCCUAUUCUUCUUCAACAGAAACACUACAUUUAUUUCGACUCAGCACCUUUGAAGUGUGACAGCAAUUAUACACUGAUUAGCCAUUACAACCCUUUAUUGGUAUAAAAGGCUGAUCAGUGUAUAUAUGUGGCCUGUUUGAAAGGCAUUCUGAACCAUCAGUAACAAACUCAGUUUGUAUUUGAACUUUUUUCCCUUGGUUGCAUGGUUUACACUGAUCACCUUCAUCAUGAAAACAAGUUUUAAUGUUUAAAUGUUGUGGCCGAUCUCUGCUGCCUUUCUGUGGUCUGGUCUUUGUCCUGGCAGUAACCUCACUGACGCCAGCCCAGUGAGCCCAGUUGCAAGCUUGAAGAUCUGUUGUGCUACCUGGGAGCCCUUUUGUUUUCCUCCUGCUUGCCUGGUGACAUUAGGGGCGUAUCCAAUAAUUCAUGCUAAUAUUUUGGGAUGAAAACCUCAAACGCGCAGAAUCUGAAGACUUGCAACAAAGAACAUAAAGAAAUCCAGGGAAGCGAAACUGAACAUACUUUGGUGAUCAGGACAUGUAACUUAGCAAUGCAGAGCGUAGUGUCUCAACCAGAGACCUGUGCUGUAUGAUAAGUGGGCAUGUUUGCGGCCAUUGAAUUUGUCACUCGUGUUCAGGUGUUUCUCGGACAUGCCAGUUCUGUUGAUACUAUGUUACGACAGAAUGGCUGACUUGGUCCUCCUUGAAACAAACAAGGCUGCUCUCAAAACAGAGGGUCUGUAAAGUGGCAGGUGUUACAAUGGAUGUGGGUUUGGUGCUUGACCCCCUGUUGUAAUGCUGAAAUGAUAACAGCCGUGUGACUGGCUUUGUCCACCGCAAAUGUUUAACUGACAACAUUGCCUCCAUUUUUUUUAAUAUGCAUGAGGUGAGCAGUGAAAGCAACACUAGUAUGAUACAGUGUGACACAGUGAUAUUACCUCUGUGUACUCAUGAGUUAUUUUGAAUUGCAUAACAUUGUACGAGUGUUGCUCUUACACCCUUGUGUGCCAUCUUGGGAAACUCAGUUUUUUUAUUUUGUGUGUUUGUAUGCUGUGCUUUACAAUGCUAGUUAUUUUUCUAUAGCUUUUUUGACUAUGUAAUCAGUUUAUUUACAUAAAAUGUUUCAUUUA
Messenger RNA from Paralichthys olivaceus (Japanese flounder), 4754 nucleotides. RefSeq names its product lamin B2 (gene lmnb2). Gene Ontology annotation, cellular component: nuclear envelope; nuclear lamina. Gene Ontology annotation, molecular function: structural constituent of cytoskeleton. NCBI's taxonomy places the organism in Eukaryota, Metazoa, Chordata, Actinopteri, Pleuronectiformes, Paralichthyidae. Gene Ontology annotation, biological process: nuclear pore localization; nuclear envelope organization; heterochromatin formation. The record is from RefSeq and is a predicted model, not a curated record.